AUUUGUCUCUGAUACCGAUUCCCGGAAGCCCUCAACGCGAACCUCCCCAACAUCGCACCCGUGCCUUGCUCUCGCUUUCAUUUUUUCAGGUGCCCGGCGUAUACAUUGAUCUUAGUCGUUUCGGCGAACUCGUUCCCAACCCCCUCUCUUUGAAGAGUCUUCCCCGGCCCUCCGGAGCUGCGGGUCCAUGUCAUUCGCUGAUCGCCUCGCCGGAUUCUUUUCCCUUACACCUGCGGUAUCGUCUUCGGAAUCGGUCACGACGCGGAAUACGGCCACCAGCACAUCGUUGGCUUAUCGAGGUGAUAGUCAUGGUGUUGUUGGGGCGGAGUUUGUCACGGACAUUGGAUUCAGCGGGCACUCGACCUCGACCAGCCAGGCCAUGGGGCUUGAAGCAGACCUCGGCGAGGAAAGCCGCCCGCCCUACAUCCACGCGAUGAUCGCCGGAGGCAUAGGAGGCUCGACUGGCGACAUGUUGAUGCACUCCCUCGACACCGUUAAGACCCGGCAGCAGGGCGAUCCGCACUUUCCGCCGAAAUACGUUAAUUUGGGCUCCUCAUACUACAAGAUAUGGAGGCAAGAAGGAAUUGGGAGGGGUCUUUACGGAGGCUGGCUACCGGCACUAGGGGGUUCAUUUCCCGGCACGAUGCUCUUCUUCGGGACGUACGAAUGGAGCAAACGAUUCCUCAUCGACCACGGGCUCCAACAGCACUUGGCGUAUCUAUCUGCGGGCUUGCUCGGAGACUUCGCUGCGUCGGUUGUGUACGUCCCAUCUGAGGUCCUCAAGACGCGAAUGCAGCUACAGGGCCGAUACAACAACCCAUUCUUCGAGUCCGGCUACAAUUACAGAGGAACUAUGGACGCCGCUAGGACCAUUGUUCGUCAGGAGGGCCCGUCAGCGCUCUUUUACGGCUACAAGGCUACCCUCUAUCGCGACCUACCAUUCUCGGCUUUACAGUUCAUGUUCUGGGAACAGUUCCUGGCCUGGGCUCAGGAGUACAAAGAGAGUAGGGAUGUCGGCAUGCCCUUCGAACUGCUCACUGGGGGCCUCGCGGGCGGCCUGGCUGGCGUCAUGACGUGCCCCCUAGACGUCGUCAAGACAAGGCUACAGACGCAAGUCAAUACAACCAAUGGAACGGCGGAUCAAGGCAAAACGACGACAGCCAAGGCCGCCAGUCCAAGUCCACAAAAGCGCAACAUUUCCACUUCGUCUCCGUCAACACACACCCCGCGCCCGGGUGCCGUUAACUUGCAAACGUCAUCGGUCAUGAGAGGUCUCAAGGUGAUCUAUCAGACAGAGGGAGUGGGUGGUUGGUUUAGAGGGGUGGGCCCACGCGGUGUCUGGACUUUCAUCCAGAGCGGGUGCAUGCUUUUCCUAUAUCAGAGGUUAUUGCGGCAAUUGGAGGUGUGGAUGCCGCUUACGGAAAAGGAGCGUGCUCUGUGAUAUUACUGAGGGGCUUUGAGAUGCAUGGAGCAGAGGCAUCAAGUGUACAACAUAGCCGGUCGAUUCCCUGUACAGCGUAUGAUGAGGUGUUAACCUAUGCGAUAGGCUAAUAGGUUGACGGUCAAGCGACCAUUUGGGUCGGCGUUUGGGAUACAUAGGAGUGGACGCAUCACUGGUAGAUAGAAUCCGGUCCUGAUAGAGCGACAAGAUGCAAUCUCACUUUGUAUUGAUAUGAGAA
Molecule: messenger RNA, 1679 nt
Organism: Sodiomyces alkalinus F11
Lineage: Eukaryota; Fungi; Ascomycota; Sordariomycetes; Glomerellales; Plectosphaerellaceae
Product: mitochondrial carrier
Exons: 3
Coding region: 188-1441 (417 amino acids)
Biological process (GO): magnesium ion export from mitochondrion
Molecular function (GO): magnesium ion transmembrane transporter activity
Source: RefSeq, a predicted model, not a curated record